GUGUGAUGCCAGUACUUACCUGGAGGUAAAAGAGGGUCGAGACAACACGUUGGUCUGUACAGGGCUGACAGCACAACCAAACGUCUUCUGGCUGUGGAGAUCACAGCUAUUAUCUACUUGUGAUUCGACAAUCUGCGUCAGCGACAGGUACCUUCAACUCUUCCAUAUCAGCAGAGCUUCACCGACAUCAAGUAACAUCACAGUCAAUGUCACCGCCUUCCCCAGUUUAGAUAAUUUAGCUACAACUAACCUGUCCUGCCAGCAGACGUCAAGGGUGACUUGUCAGCUGGAUGUAGUAUACCCUGCUGAAGAUCCCAAGUGUCAAAUUGAGUUUAGUGGAGACACAUGGGAGGUAACUGGUUGGUGCAAUGUUUCCAAGGCCCGGUCAAGGAGAGACAGAUAUUUGUGUUAUGUAUACCAGACAUCACAUCAGUCUACUUCCUUGGUGGGAAAUUUCACGAUGUCUGUGAACCCUAUUUUAGGAACUAAUUAUUCUAAUGGUGACUGUCAAAUUAAGAUUGCUCUUCCUGCAGAAGGGAAAUACAAUUACAGUGUCAUCAUUAUACCUGGUGAGGUAACGGUGCUACCUUCCUUUCUUGGAAAUAACGAAAUACGUCGUCCAUCUGAGCCUCCUCAACACAACUGCCCGCUAUAUGUAACAGAGGGUGAGGACAUAGACUGUCUUUGUUCCACCGAUAACCUGGGACUUCCAUCUGGUUCUGUUGCCUGGAGAGGCACCGACUCUUUGAGGUUUGCGAUCGACAAAGUAAACAGGACAUACAGUGGGACAAAUAAUACUUGUAUCUUGAUGUGGAACAAAACUGUUGUACAAAGUACACUGUACACAGUAACAGUAAACUAUGCAUCCCGAGUGCUCAGUUUUAAGAUUGAUAACAAAGCAGACGACAUUGUAAAUGUCAGUGACAACGCAAACGUCUCAACUGUUUGUCAAGCUGAAGGAAGACCGUUGCCGACAUUACGUUUGUUUACCAGGAGCAGCGACAACCAAGAUGUUGAACUGACUGCAGUUAUUAAUGGCCUGGAACUUCAAUAUACUAUGUCAGUGAAGUGUGGAACAACAGCAACUUACUCUUGUAAAUCAGAAAAUGAAGUCUCUGAAGAUCAAAGGCGCAUUCUACUUACAGUUUCUUGUGCUCCAAGGCAAACAACUCAAGACAUUUAUUCAGCGACGUUCAACGGUGGGGAGGCGAGACUGGAGUUUAAAAUCAUUGCUUACCCACCGCCUGAUGACCUGUCUGUAUUUUACAUAGGAUCGUCACUGAAUGAUAACACCUUAAGAAAGGUGGAAUAUAAGAAUACUUUGAAGUUUGAGUGUACCUCUGACGGCGUGUACAGGUAUAUGGUUACAUGCACAGUGACUCUCCUCAAUGAAACGAUAUUCAGUACCGGAGUUUACCAUGCUGUUUUCAGCAAUAGUCUUGGAAAUAUUUCACUGACAUUUGAGAUCAAGGAACAGUUACACACAACAGGACAAUCAAAGCCAGAAGUAGCCGGGCAGGUCGCUGGUGGAGUUAUCGGUGCUGUCGUUGCCAUCGUGCUGACUGCCAGUAUUGCCAUCUUUGUUAUUAGAAGAAAAAGAAUGAGAAAUGACAGAGGCUCACGGACGACGAACCCUGUGAUGACUUCAACAACGGACCCUCAGAAUAGUUUAGAAACAUUAUAUAGCCAGCUACAAAGGGAAGAUGUUAACAGUCCUUCUGUUUACCAAUCACUAGGACAUCAGCAGACAUCAAGCAACAUUACAAAUCAUGAAGAUGAAGGAAAUUCACACGUAUAUGAAGUUCCGAUUGAUUUGCAAGAAAAUACGAGAGAAACUCAUCACAAAGAGACAAUCUACCAAAACAACACACUUUUCUAAAGGGAUUUUUUUACUGUUUUGUGAUUUCGUUGAUAUAGAAUCACACAGUACCACA
Messenger RNA from Pomacea canaliculata, 1934 nucleotides. RefSeq lists its product as uncharacterized. The transcript is spliced from 11 exons. Lineage: Eukaryota; Metazoa; Mollusca; Gastropoda; Architaenioglossa; Ampullariidae. The record is from RefSeq and is a predicted model, not a curated record. Bases 461 to 1879 code for a protein of 472 amino acids.